Molecule: messenger RNA, 1125 nt
Organism: Aureobasidium subglaciale EXF-2481
Lineage: Eukaryota; Fungi; Ascomycota; Dothideomycetes; Dothideales; Saccotheciaceae
Exons: 1
Coding region: 1-1125 (374 amino acids)
Source: RefSeq, a predicted model, not a curated record
AUGCCAGUCAUCCGAAUCACCGCUGUGAAGAUCUAUCUACUCAUCACCGCAACGAUCAGUGCAGUUUGCUGUAAGAUCUCUUACGAUCUAGCUCUAACGACACUAUUGGCCUUCUUGACACCUUUAGCUCUUUCCACGGUGUUAGCUUUCGAUUUCGGGAGCCCGGUGAACGAAGCCCGCCACCGUCUUAGAAGCCGCAGGAGGAUUGGCAGAAGUCCUGCGUCCACUCCGACAGCUGCCCAUACAACACCGCACCUGCCGAGUACCGAACGACGAUCGAGUGAUGGUGAAAUCACAGCCACGCCGCGCAGUACCACGACGACCGCCGAUCGAUCACCAGUUUUCAUCCCACACCAUCCCGAUCCCACCAUACAGGAGCGUUGCUGCGUCAGCAAGGAAACACACGAGUUUCAAUGCUCAAGUCUCGACAUGAACAGCCUACCUUCAGCGUUCAAGACCAUGCUAGAGACUGUCCAACACAUCUUGAGUUACGCAUAUAUCGAAGAUGCACUACAGAGCCUGGGAAACUUGGCUGAUUUGGGUUCGUUGGUCGAUGAAGGUAGACCGAAACCUCCGCGGCUCAUGGCAAUAGGUCUCGACUGGCAUCCAUCUUGCGUUCGCCCGUUCCUCAGAACCUUGCUUCAAUUUGCUGGGUUGGAUACCCGUGUCAUAUGUAUCAAAGUGUCUGAACAGCAGGAGGAUUCCGCUACAAGAGAUGGAGAAGUCGACAUCUUGCUCUGCUUGAAGGGUAGCCACUGGCGACCCAACGCAACACGCUGCACCACUUCUGACAUAAUCCCUAUAUGCCCACUUGUGGUCAGAGACGGUUCUCAGGAUGACUUGAUUGGUCGUCUCAGGGGAUGGCUCACGGAGCAUUUCGAGUGCCUCGAGGAAAACAGAAUCGCCCAAGACAGCUGCAAGUGGCCAAUUCCUUACUUCGUAGUGGAUGGUAACUUGUGGAGUUUCGGGUUUGCAAUCAGACAUGGCAGCAGCAUCGAACUGUACAAUCAAAUGGUUGGUAGCAUGGGGUGGAACAAUGGCGUCCAAAAGCUAGUUGUCGUCCUCCGCCAUGUCAUCCAGUCUACAGAUACGCGUUACCGAGAGUGGUACUACGAACGCCCCUAA